GGCACAGCUGCAGGCAGAGCAAAACAUUUGCAGGAAUGAUUCUGUAUCUGGACAACUGCCAAACACCAAAAUCUUGGUGCAUAGCCUACACAUGGAGUAAAAGCGACACUGAUAGGUGGUCUACCCCAAGAGCCAUUCAGCAAACAGCCUGAUGGACGAGGACACACGGCGCAGGUUUGACACCGAAACGCUCUAAAUGCAGAACAGAGACGAGCGGAAAUGUUUCUUAAUCCGACGCAUUUGAUGUGAGGCGGAACGACGCGACGCCCGCUCAGUGUUUCAUGAUGCAUUUGACCACCCUCAUGCCUGAUAUUCUUUUAUGACUCGAUUUUUCUUUUUUUAUUAUUUAUAUUCGCGUUGCCCUGCAGUAAAUCUGAAGCCCUACGAGGAGGAUGAAAGCGUCGGUAUUUGUCGUGGUCAUGUCCUCGGUUUUUUUUCAUCCCAGUUUUGCCUUCAGUUCGCAUUUCGACCCAGGUGGCUCCCCACUGAGUGAACUGUCAUGGCCGUCCUCUCUGGCAGUAGUGGCUGUCUCCUUCUCUGGUCUUUUUACAUUCGUCUUCCUCAUGCUGGCCUGCCUGUGCUGCAAGAAGGGGGACAUCAGCUUCAAGGAGUUUGAAAAUACAGAGGGGGAAGAGUGCCAAGCUGACCUUUCCACUUUAGCCUCUCCCAGUUCUCAGAAUGACCCUGAGGUUUACAUCCUGCCCCUCACAGAGGUCUCACACCCUCUGUCCAAGCAGCCACGCAAAUCAUUUCAGCUGCUGAAGUCUGUCGAUCUUGGAUGCCACAGCCUACUCUACAUAAAAGAAAUCGGACAAGGCUGGUUUGGCAAGGUUUUACUAGGGGAGGUGAAUGCUGGACUCAGUACCACACAGGUCGUGGUUAAGGAGCUAAAGUCAAGUGCCAGUGCACAGGAGCAGAGGCAGUUCCUCGAAGAGGUCCAACCUUAUCGGGUGCUCCAGCAUCCUGCCCUGUUGCAGUGUUUGGCCCAGUGUUCAGAAGUCAUGCCUUAUCUGCUGGUUAUGGAACACUGCCCCUUGGGAGAUGUUAAGGGAUACCUGCGCAGCUGUCGGGCGGCAGACACAGUGACCCCUGAUCCUUUGAUUCUUCAGCGAAUGGCAUGUGAGAUUGCAUCUGGCCUUCUGUACCUGCACAAACACAAUUACAUUCACAGUGACCUGGCUCUCAGGAAUUGUUUGUUGACCUCAGAGAUGGCAGUGAAAGUUGGAGACUAUGGUCUUAGCCACAGCAAGUACAAGGAUGACUAUUAUGUGACAACAGAUCAAAUAUGGGUUCCACUUCGCUGGAUUGCACCAGAACUUAUUGAUGAAGUCCAUGGCAAUCUCUUAGUAGUGGACCAAACCAAGGCCAGCAAUGUCUGGUCACUGGGUGUAACAAUAUGGGAGCUGUUUGAACUGGGUAACCAGCCUUACAGGCACUAUUCUGAUAGGCAGGUUUUAACAUAUGCUGUGAAGGAACAGCAGGUCAAACUGCCAAAGCCCCUGCUGAAAGUGCCUCUGUCUGAGCGCUGGUUUGAGGUAAUGCAGUUCUGUUGGCUGCAGCCUGAGCAGAGGCCUGUGGUGGAGGAGGUUUAUCUACUGCUGAGCUACCUGUGUGCUAAAGGUGCCACUGAGGCUGAUGAAGAAUUUGAGAAACGCUGGACCUCUCUUAGGCCGAGUCUGGGCUUUAGCAGCUCUCUCAGAACCCCUGCACCUGAGGCAGCCUCUACCAAUUCCUCCUCAUUUCCUCUACUUGAACACUUCUCCAUGGCAGACAGCUUCCAGUCUGAGAGUGGGGAUGACAUAUUGACUGUAACUGAGACCAGCCAGGGGCUCAACUUUGAGUAUAAAUGGGAGCAGGCCCGAGCUGAGCAGCCCUACUGCUCCUCUUCAGCUAAUGGACCACUGGGAAAAAUUAAUCCACAUUACCAAGAUGUCUAUUACCCUCAUAGCAAUUCCACAGGUAGCUGCAAGGAUGGAAGCCUCCCUCUUGGGGUCUCUCCAUCCUACUGUGAGACAGACCAUCCUGGGGUGGUUCCAGUGUUGAGUGCACACAGCCCCUCAGUAAGUAGUGAGUAUUACAUACGUAUUGAGGAGCCAGCUGAGUGUAAUAUCAACUUAGAGGACAGCACACUCGAUUACAGUCCAAGAGUUGAGGCCAGCAACAGCAGCUUGUCCAUCAUGAGUGGGAGGAGCCCAAUUGGGGCUCAGCCAAACACCUACUGGUCAGCUGCUAAAGAACCCAUCAGUAAUGAUUAUCAUUCAGAUAGCAGCCCAACCAUAGAGCUACUCCAAAGAAGAGUGCCAAACUCUGAAGCGACAGACCAGUCUGAGUAUUUCACUUCAAAUGACCAAAUUUUCCAGGGUGAAGAGUCACCACAAGAUGUUCGUUUGACUGGAGGUCAUGGUUCAGACUCUCAUCAGCAGAGAAGAGAGUCAGAAGUCCUCUGCCAUAAAUUGGAGGUGGUACAGGAUGGCCAACUUGGCAUUUCUGUCUCUUUUAGUAGUCCCAGUUUGGCAAGCUGUGACCCCUACAUUGAGUAUAACCAGAGAGCUGCAGAAAAGAGUAUAGCCAACGAGGCCUACUAUGACAUGAUGGGCCCCCUACAAAAGAAUGUGCCCAGACCCCACAACAUGAGUAUUGAUAUCGAUGCUGGGGAUGGCCUUCUUCUGGGCAGUACCAAUCCAGAAGACGAGGAUGAUCUUUUCUCUCAGAAUGUGUUAACUAACUGGAACUCAAACCACUCGGCAAACAACAACAGUUUAAGUGAUCGAAAGCAAGCUUUUGGGUUUCAAGAUGCAUACUUUGAUUUACGUCACCCCACACCCUCCUCUUAUGUCGAGAAACUGAAAUCAAGAGUUUUGGAAACAAGCAACAGUUGUACCUAUAAUUACAAUGAUUCUCUCAAAAUUCACUCAUACAUGGAAGCCACACAUAGUACACCCAUCGUUAGCAAUUCUCACUCACACUCUGAGGGUGGAGAUUACCUACAUCUGUGCCCUGAAACUAGCCAGGAUGUUGAAUCAACUUCCAAAUGUUAUCCUGUCACAGAAAGUCAGCAUAUUCAUACACAGCAGAAGAACAUUGCUCAUAAACAUAUCAAAGACAAUACAUCUGGCCUCCUUGUAAGUGGUUACAGCAGAAUUAAUCCAUCGACUCUUCCACUGGAGAUUGUAGUGACUAAAGAAAACAUGUUAUUUGAAACAAGGAUGUCACCUGCACAAAAAAUGAAACUUGGAUCAGAUGGUUCCACUGGAGUGCUUGUAAAGAUGGUAUCAUGCCCUAAGGAUCUCUCCGAGACUGUCUCAGAGUGUAGCAAUUUGACAGAUGGCACAAUGGGACCCCUCAACUCCAGUAUCAACUUGGUGGAAAUUAAUGACUGCAGUGAUGAUGUCACUGACAUCACCUCUGGAGUCUUUGCAGAUUAUCCCUUGGACUAUGCAGAGGUGGGCAAUAUUGAUGUGACUCAUAGACCAUUGCAGAGGGAAACUGGGUCUAGGCACUAUGAGGACACAAUUAACCUUGCCUCUAGCAGCAGUCCAUGUGAGGCCUUCAGCCCCGACAGUUACCACAAAACCAUUCAGCCCAAAUCCCUAGAUAGUGGCUAUGACACUGAGAACAAUGAAUCCCCAGAAUUUAUCAUAAAAGACAUUGAAGGCAAUCCAGGCCUUAGCACCAGUGUGGAAUCAGAAGAGUGUGACAUUGUCCUCCAGAUGGACUUAGAUGAAGUUAAUGUUAUGCUCCUAGAUUCCUCCAACAGCAAUCAUAUACAGCUAAUUGGCCUUUUUGAGAGAAACCAGUACAGAGACUCUGCUUAUUUUUCUGACUAUGACACAGAAAACGACAAGAGCCCUAGUAAAGGGGGUCGAAACUUCUUUGUUCGCCAAGAUGAGGAUGAUUUUUUUGAGCUCAAAGCCGAAAAAGAGGACUCAGGAAAGAUAGUUGGGAGAAAUGGAUGUAGUACAGAAAGAGAGGAUGGAUUUACCAUUCCUGCAUCAAAGGACAACAGUGUUGUGCUUCAUGUUAAACAAUUUUGUCUUAAAAGGGCAAAUCAAGAUAUGCCAGUGAUUUCCAUGCUUUCCCCCUUUCCUCCAGAAAUGGGAGGAUGCUUGACCAAGGAGCCCACCCCAGAUGAUGGUAUUGGGCUUGAAUCUGAUCACUCUGGAGAUGAUCCAAACUCUGAAUGCUACUCCUCCACCAUGUACGAAGGGUCCACUUCAAUGCAAGAGGCCACAGGAAUGGAGCACCAGGCUAAUGGAGAUUAUUUGUCAGCAGAAUCACUAGGCUCGGACUCCACCAUUGUGGAGUUUAGUAGAGAGGUAAUCCAAGCAGAGGAGCAGGAGGCCUGUAAUAACAAAGGAGACAAUCCAGAGCUUCCAAAUGAAGGGAAUAACAAAGAAAGGGAAGAUGUAGUCAAUUCAGUGGAAGAUAAAGACAUAGGCCAGGCACUUUCAAGAAAGCGAGAUGAGUCCCUGGAAAACAUUCUACCAGCUUUGCCAGAAGAUAUAGAUGUUCCAGCUCCAUUGGGAAAUGGGGAGGAGGCAGAUGAGGAGGAUUCAGGUGAUAGUGAUGAGUCUGAUGAAGAACUUCGUUGCUACAAUAUACAGGAGCAGAGUGAUGAGAGUGAUGAAGAGUUCCCCAUGGUGCCUGUCAUUGUGAGUGACCGUAGCAGUGCACAUCAUCUGCGCAGCCUCCUCAAAAUACCCUCUAUACUUACACAAUCCUUCUGCGAUGAGAUGGAGAGCAAGAAAAAAGCUGUGUCAUUCUUUGAUGACGUCACUGUUUUUCUGUUUGACCAGGAGAGCCCCACUGGUGAUCUUGGAGACUAUAGUUUUCCUGUGGAAGCAGAAUCCUAUUGUCAAACUUUAGAGAUAGAGUCACCACAAUCCAAGGAUAGGGUCAAUGCCACAGAGGAUUCAUCAGGCAGGAAUGUCCCUCAAAGAACAGGUGGGGCAUUUGGGUGGCAAGAUGAUUUUUUAUUGACGACAAGCCCCUCAACAUCAGAACCUGGAUAUGAAGAAAUUACAACACCCCCCAACUCUCCAGUCAAAUCUCCAGAUGAAAAACCAGCACAGCCGCUCUCCCGAUUUAAUGUCUCUCGUUUUUCAAUCACGCAUGUGUCUGACUUCCACAUGAACUCCAUGGAAGGGAACAGUGAAAAUGGAGACCAGAAGUGAAGGGGACAUUUUAACCUAUUAAAUGAUGUGUUUGGUUUGAUUUGAAUGUAAAUGUAAAUGAUUUGGCCUGAUCAGGCUAUGAGUUCUCCUGUAUUGCUUUUUUAUUUUUAUUUUUUUAACGUGCUGGACGAAAGGGUCCCGUGAAACUGAUAUGCUUUUUGGACAGAGUGCCUCAUAUUGUAAUGGAUUGACAGUAGCCUUCUUUGUGUUUCUAGACAUAUGGUGGUUAAGUGACAGAGUCUCUUGAUGACAACCAUUAUAAGAACAGAACAUAAAUCUAUGUAUCAGAACAUAUUUAUUAUCUAUGUAUUACAAUCAUGAUGUAUGAAGAUGAUAACUUAUUUGCACAAUUCAAUGUCAUUAACAUGUUUAUAUCAUACUUUUUACACACACACACACACACACACACACACACACACACACACACACACACACACACACACACACGCUGUAGGAAACAAAGUAGGUGCAAGGCUGCUCUCCUCAUUUGCUUGUCGUAUGCCCCAUGUUGUCAAUCUGUGGUUAGAGCCCCAAAGAUCUUAGUGCUUUAAAUGUUUCAGGUCGAGCCCCCUACACUGUAAACCCUGAUGUUGACAUUACUGGAAAAAUUAAGUUGUCUUAAUUAAAACAUUACUUGAAAUGUCAAGUUUUGGGCUCAUAACUCAAAUAUCUAUGUUAUUAAGAGUUAAUAACUCAAACUAUUGAGUCUUGGUCAAUGGGAACAUAUUAGGGCAUUUAAAUAGUUGUUCUUUAUAAUUCAUAGCAAUUUUAGCUCUUUUAUAGUAUUAUUUAUGUUGGAAAUGGUUGUUUCGUGUGAUGUCAUCAUUAUGGUGAUCUGUGUCCCCUUUGGUCAGUUUGGACUCUGUUGACUAUGUCUCAGUUCUCCUUGUGCAUGUGCAACUGAGGUACAGGUGUCUAUACAUAACUGUGGAGAAAUACGUUUAUUUUAUGAUUGACCUAAAAUCUGUUAUAAUCUUCUUUAUUUAAGCUAUUGUAUGAUCUAAAUUUGAGUCCAUUCAAUUUAAAUUAUUAAGUAAAAACAACAUUUACAUAGCAAAUCUAUAUUAAGUCUACAUGCAUCUAGUUAACUUGACCUAAAUAGUUAUGUUCAUUCUAUAUGAUCACCAAGUAAAGUGAACAAGUUUUGGAAAUGCCAUCAAUCAAUUCAAAUGAGGGAAUGUAUUUACUCAAUCAGUUGAGUUGUCAACUUAUUAGGAUUUUAAGUUUAUAAGGAUUUUAAGUUAAAAUUGCAAGCUGCUCAAGUAAUUAUCGAAAUAUUUUCUGAAUUGAAAUCAUUUAGCUUUGGGGAGUUAAGAGUGUUACAACAGUAGAUAUUGAAGAUAUAAACAAUCAAAAAAAAAAUUAAUGACAAACAACAGUAAAUACAAUUUGUUUGUUUGAACUGAGAAAUGUUCUAUAAAUCUCUUUCUUUAUAAUUUACUACUCCACACAAAUCAAGAGCAUAUUUAUAUCUUAAUAAAUGUGCAGUUAGCAGGUUAGUUCCUCUCUGGCUAGAUAUUCAUUUCUCUUAUAAAAUAGAUAACUGCUAUCAGUCUCUACAUGCAUAAAACAUUUGACAAACUACAGUUAUACACUAGAGUAGUUGUUAUCUCUGAGACGUAAUGAAAGUAUUGCAGAAGAAUAGGCACUAAAAAAAGUAGAUGGCAUCAGAUGGUACUUGUGAGACAUUGAAUGGUGCUUGUCAAGAUCAACAUUUUAGGAAGGAGUGUUGCCUAGCAAUCAAUCUCAGACAUGAAUAACAUUUGCUUUGAAUACGAGAGCUACAAGGAAUGAGUGAAUAAACAGGGCUACUGAAGUUCUGCACUUUAAAGUAAACAUUCAUCAAAAUUUAGCUUAUUUACUUAAUGCACUUUCCUUGUCUUACUGUGCACAAUUUGUUGGUGCAUAUGAUUCCAAAAAUGUUUGUCUUCAUAAUCUUUAUUCAAAAUGUAGUUUCAAUUCAAACAAUUCCGAUGGAUAAAGUCAAGUUCCGUCUUACAUUUUUUUAUUGAAUGUCCUCUCUCACUCAGAAAUACUUCAGAUAGCAUUGAAAGGAUUGCGAAUUGUGUUUCAUGUUGAAUUUGUGGUUUUCCAAAACAAGAAGCAUAACCUCAAGUUAAAGAAGGAAGAAUGACCAUUACGUCUGUGAAUACAAUCUGUUAUAAACAGUGGCAGCUCCUACAGAUCUUAUCCUCCAUCUGUGAUUAUGGUUUGCCUCAUUACAGAAAAGUUAUUUCUAUAAUCGCCAAUAACAAAAACAUUACAGAUGCUCCAGAUGGCAUGUGGACCCCAUCUGUUUCCACAAAGUUCUUAGUAUAUUAUGUAUUUUGCCCCUAUAUGAUUUGAUGUGUUACACAGAAAAAAGUACAUGGUUUACAUGAUAAACUGUUUAAAUGUAAUGUGCAGCUGUAACUGUCAUGCUCUGCCUUGAAUUACUUGAGCCCAUACACAUUUGUGCCAAUACUGUAAGCGUCACAAUCACUGCACUGUAACCUUGCUUUGUCUAUGUAUGCCUUUCAGUAGUUUUAUACUGUGCUAAAACUUGCAGAAGUAGGUUCUUUAUAACAUUCAAAACAUCAGUGUUUCUUUUUGGCGGUUAAGGUUGCCAAAGUGAGGUAAAAUUAAAAAGUGAACUGAAUUGUUCUUGAAUGUAGAGGUGAGAGUCUGUUGUUACUACUGCCUCAUAUAGCUGUCGAACCGUAUUUCCUCACGAUUCAUGCCUAAUGUACAAUUCUAAAAAAUAAACCAAAU
Molecule: messenger RNA, 7925 nt
Organism: Xyrauchen texanus (razorback sucker)
Lineage: Eukaryota; Metazoa; Chordata; Actinopteri; Cypriniformes; Catostomidae
Product: serine/threonine-protein kinase LMTK1-like
Exons: 14
Coding region: 393-5174 (1593 amino acids)
Biological process (GO): brain development; peptidyl-tyrosine autophosphorylation
Molecular function (GO): ATP binding; protein tyrosine kinase activity
Source: RefSeq, a predicted model, not a curated record